Musca domestica (house fly) is the source of this 1795-nucleotide messenger RNA. RefSeq names its product venom protease. The transcript has 7 exons. Gene Ontology annotation, biological process: proteolysis. The coding region runs from base 273 to 1625 and encodes 450 amino acids. Gene Ontology annotation, molecular function: serine-type endopeptidase activity. The record is from RefSeq and is a predicted model, not a curated record. Lineage: Eukaryota; Metazoa; Arthropoda; Insecta; Diptera; Muscidae.
CAUCGUUGCGAGCGACAAGUCAACCUGUUUCCGAAUGGUGGCCUUAGGAGGGAACAGCAUUGCACACUUUGCUAUAGAUAAGGCUUCCACGCAAAAUAAAUUCCAGCUCAGUUCAAAAAUAAACGCUAACCUAACCACAACUCAGAAACGGAUAAAAAUAAGCAACCUUAAGGAAGGGCAAAAUACUGCAAAGAAUGCAGUAGAUAAUUUUUAAGAAAGUGAAUUGUGCAGAACAUCUAAUAAAACAGUGUACAAAGGAAUUUGCAGACACCAUGAGUUUUGUGAUGAAACAAAUUUUGGUAUUUAUUCUAAUAUCGGGUGUGAUUAUAUCCGUGCCGGCUCAGCAAGAUAACUUCGAAUACUGUACCACUGUUGACGAUGAGGACGGAGAAUGCGUUGCUCUGAGCCGCUGUCCUGAGUUAUCAAUGACCAUGAAGAAAAUGAAUCCCAGAAUGGCACAGAGAAUGCUUCAGAAAUCAAAGAGAGCCUGUGAUAACUACGACAUGGACAAUGAUCCCGAGAUUUGUUGUAAAAAUCCCUUGGAGUUUCCGACCACCACAAAACCCACAGCAAUUGAGGAUAGGGCUGGUUUUAACGUUUGUCGUGGUCCCGACCAACGUCAAGGCUCUUGCGUGGAACUAAGGGAUUGCAAGUCAUUGUUGGAUGAACUGCAGCUGAAACAUGGAGAUCCGGCAUUUGCAAAUUAUCUGCGAGCUUCGAAUAAAAUAUGUGGAGGACAGAAUACAAUGGUGUGCUGUCCAAGUGGGGUUCUAACCACAUCCAACAGGGAUACGAACAGUGAUGCCAUACCACGAAGUUUGCCCACAGUUGAGGAUGGUUGUGGACGAAAUUCCAUAACACCAACAAAAAUUGUUGGUGGCCAGGAGAGCAAAGUGGGAGCAUGGCCGUGGAUGGCCUUAUUGGGCUACGAACCAUCGUCGUCAUCGCCCUUUAAAUGUGGUGGAAGUUUGGUAACAGCUCGUCACGUUAUUACCGCAGCCCAUUGUAUUAACAAUGCAUUGAAAUUUGUACGUUUGGGAGAACAUGAUUUGACAACAGAUACUGAAGCUCAACACGUCGACAUCAACAUUCAGCGGGCCGUCAAACAUCCCAAUUACGUGAAGAGGAGUGGCCACAGUGAUAUUGCCAUUUUGUAUUUGGAACGUAAUGUGGCCUUUACAAAAUCAAUCCUGCCCAUUUGCCUGCCCACAACGCCGGCGUUAAGGCAAAAGGACUAUGUUAGAUACAAUCCAUUUGUGGCCGGCUGGGGUAAAAAUCAUGAAAAUGGCACCGCCAGAAAUGUCCUCUACGAACUGCAAAUAAUGGUCUACACCAACGAUUUGUGCCGUCAGGAGUAUCAGAAACGUAACAUAUUGUUCAGUCAGAAUCAGUUUGAUAGUGCGGUUCUUUGUGCUGGCGUACUGACGGGUGGCAAGGAUUCGUGUCAGGGGGAUUCAGGUGGCCCCUUGAUGAUUCCAGAGAUUUACAAAAAUGUGGCGCAUUUCCAUUUGCUGGGCGUUAUUGCCUAUGGCAAUGGCUGUGGUCGUCCUGAAAUUCCUGCGGUAUAUACAAGCGUUCAAUAUUUUAUGGAUUGGAUAAUAGAGAGAAUUCAAGAUACUCAAUAAGAAGCGGAAGAAAAAAAGAGGAGAAAUUCCAACGUAAAAUAUUAGUAUUAAGGUUAUUAUUGUGUUGAGUAGUACCGUUAUAAUUAAGGAAGUUUCAUUUGAUUUAAUUUAUUUUUAAAUGCCAUAAAAUUGAAUGAUGAUAAUAUAUAACAAUAAUCUGUAUCCUUUAA